Messenger RNA from Saitoella complicata NRRL Y-17804, 1409 nucleotides. Its product is annotated as UDP-Glycosyltransferase/glycogen phosphorylase. Gene Ontology annotation, cellular component: glycosylphosphatidylinositol-N-acetylglucosaminyltransferase (GPI-GnT) complex. Gene Ontology annotation, molecular function: phosphatidylinositol N-acetylglucosaminyltransferase activity. The transcript has 3 exons. The record is from RefSeq and is a predicted model, not a curated record. Gene Ontology annotation, biological process: GPI anchor biosynthetic process. Lineage: Eukaryota; Fungi; Ascomycota; Saitoellomycetes; Saitoellales; Saitoellaceae. Bases 30 to 1409 code for a protein of 459 amino acids.
GACCAUAUGCCGUGAAUGCACAGCCGACAAUGACCAAUGGACGAAAGCGACGGCGGUAUCGGAUAGCGAUGGUCUCUGACUUCUUCUAUCCACAAUCAGGUGGCAUUGAAUCGCAUAUAUACCAGUUAUCACAGAGACUUAUCGACCGAGGACACAAAGUCAUCGUAAUCACCCACGCCUAUGGCGACCGUUCCGGCGUUCGGAUCACCACGAACGGCCUCAAAGUCUAUUAUGUGCCUUUCCUUACCAUAUACCGAGAAGCGACACUACCGACAGUCUUCUCAUUCUUUCCAAUAUUCCGCAAUAUCAUCAUCCGAGAACGCGUUGACAUCGUACACGGUCAUGCAUCACUCUCCUCGCUAUGUCACGAAGCAAUCCUACACGCACGGACAAUGGGAAUCAAGGCAGUCUUUACCGACCACUCACUCUUUGGCUUUAAAGAUGCCGCAUCGAUCUUCACCAACAAAAUACUGAAAUUCACUCUAAGUGACGUGGAUCAUGUCAUCUGCGUCUCGCAUACAUGCAAAGAAAAUACCGUUCUUCGAGCAGCGCUAGAUCCACAGAUGGUCAGCGUGAUCCCAAACGCAGUGGUCAGCGCGAACUUUACGCCUGCUCCUCAUCGACGAGAUCCACACCAUACGACCAUCAUCGUCAUUUCGCGACUUUUCUACAACAAGGGAAUCGAUUUACUGAUCAACCUUAUUCCACGAAUAUGCGCAUUACAUCCAAGGGUACGCUUCAUUAUCGCAGGCGAUGGGCCGAAAAGAAUCGAUCUGGAACAAAUGCGCGAAAAACAUCUGCUACAAGACCGUGUCGAAAUGCUAGGUUCCAUCCGACACGAAGACGUCAGAGACGUGAUGGUACGAGGAGAUAUCUACCUCCACCCGUCACUCACCGAGGCAUUCGGUACUGUCAUCGUUGAAGCGGCAUCAUGCGGUCUCUACGUCGUUUGCACCCGCGUUGGAGGCGUACCAGAAGUCUUGCCAGAAUACAUGACAUCCUUCGCCCUACCCUCCGAAGACGACCUCGUCCACGCAACAUCCCGCGCCAUCGCUGCGCUCCGUACCCACCGCGUCGAUACAUCUACCUUCCACGAAGCUGUUGCAACAAUGUACUCAUGGACCAAUGUCGCUGCACGGACAGAAUUGGUGUAUGAUCAUGUUAGUGAGAUGCCUACCCUCGGUUUUGUGGAGAGGUUGAGGAGGUAUUAUGGGUGUGGUGUCUGGGCGGGGAAGUUGUUUUGUGUUUGCGUUGCUGUGGAUUAUUUGUUGGGUGUGUUGUUGGAUUGGUGGAGGCCUGUUGAGAGUAUUGAUGUUGCGAGGGAUUGGCCGAGGAAGAAGAUGGUUGAUGGUGAGCCGGAGAAGAAUGAGGCUGAGAAUCGGGGUGUGUGGGGUAAAGAGACAAGAUGA